Saccostrea cuccullata (small rock oyster) is the source of this 2089-nucleotide messenger RNA. RefSeq names its product ATP-dependent DNA helicase RecQ-like. Bases 4 to 1527 code for a protein of 507 amino acids. The transcript has 4 exons. Gene Ontology annotation, biological process: double-strand break repair via homologous recombination. Gene Ontology annotation, molecular function: 3'-5' DNA helicase activity; four-way junction helicase activity; ATP binding. Gene Ontology annotation, cellular component: cytoplasm; nucleus; chromosome. Lineage: Eukaryota; Metazoa; Mollusca; Bivalvia; Ostreida; Ostreidae. The record is from RefSeq and is a predicted model, not a curated record.
AAGAUGGCGGCGAGUAAGUUUACUCAAGAUGACAUUGAUGCAGCACUGGUGAAGUUUAAUGAAAGGACUGGUCGCAAAAUUGUAAAACUUAAGCCAAAACAAUACAGUGCUCUUCUGGAUGUUUUAAAUGGACAUGAUGUAAUUGCAGCAUUACCAACGGGCUACGGAAAAAGCCUCAUCUAUGAAUUGAUUCCAUAUGUAUUGCCUGACGCUAAGGUUAUAGUUGUGGAACCCCUGAAUGUGAUUAUCAAUCAACAAAUUUCCAAAUUAGAUGGUAUGGCUGUAGUUCUUAAAGACUUGAAUAUAAGCAAAACCAUUGAGGAUGGACAAUUUUCAUAUAGCUAUGUUUACAGCCACCCUGAGAACAUACUGGGAAAACCACUAGUCAAUAAAUUCUUUCAGUGCAAAUAUUUUGAAGAAAACAGAGUUGUUAUUGUAAUUGAUGAAGCUCAUUGUAUUUUGGAGUGGGGAGAUGAGUUUCGUCCCGAGUACAGCAAGUUAGUGGAACUCUGGGCUGUACUUCCUCAUGCAAAUAUGCUUUGUCUCUCUGCAACACUUUCUGUAAAAGGUCAGGCUGAUAUUCAAAGAUCUCUAUCAUUAAAAGAUUUUAGAAUCCAUGGUGAGAUACCAGUUAAGUCUAACAUUUCACUAAGUGUUUUAAGAAGACCUUCUAAUUCUAAGGAUGUAAGGAUGUCCUACAGACACAUUUUAGAUGUUUUAUUCAAUGAACUGAAAAACAAAUUGAGUAAUACUCCACUAACUAUAGUAUACUUUAAUUCAUCACUGAACUAUAUUGGAUUUGCUUAUGAGCAUGCUUGCAGAGUAUUAGGGGACUUGUUGUACAAUGGGGAAAAGAGGCCAGAAAAUGCCAGAAUUGUCAUGUACCAUGCAUCUGUGGAGUAUGGGAGUGAAGAGCUACGGGAGUUGAUAUUUCAUCAAAUUUCCUCUGAAAAAAGUCCCUUGAGGAUCAUAUUGGCUUCUUCUGCCCUUGGUAUGGGGGCAGAUUUUGGUCUUGUUGAAAGAAUAGUGCAUGCAGGUCCACCUAAAAGCACUGAGGCUUACAUUCAGCAAGUGGGACGUGCAGGCAGAACUGGAAAACAAGCAACUGCAAUUUUAUUCUUUAACAACAGUGAUGUAGGCAGGCCUGAGAUGAGCAAAACAAUGAAGGCCUUCUGUAAAAAUGAAUCAACCUGUCGGAGAAAAAUGCUGAAUGACUACUUUGGAUGCUCUGUUGACAACAAAGAGAGUGAAAACAAGCAACCAUUGUGCUGUAACAUUUGUGAUCCUAGCUUAUCAGAAUGGAAUUCUUCUCCACAUCUAAAGCAAGAAGUGAAAUCUGCCAUUCAACAAUCAUUGUCAGAGUACAUUUCACAUAAUGAGUUACAGAUGUCUUUUUAUGAAAUAGAGUCUGUUAUUCACAAUUAUUCUAGAUAUAUGGAGAAAGAGAACUUAAUUCAGGAUUUUCGAAUGAAUCUUGAACAUGCUGAAAAUUUAUGUACAAUUAUAAAAUUUAUUGUGUCAAUGUAAUGCCUUUCAACUGCUGUUUGCUUCAUGGUACAUAAUGUAUAUUCCACCAGUGUAUUGUCCUGAACAUGCUAAAAAUGAAAACAGUUAGUAGCCCAUAGAGCUGAUAUUUUUGUGUUCAUCUGUGUAAGUGUUCACCUGUUAAUUAAUUAAAACUCCCAUUUAUAUGCAAUAGUUAUGGGGAGAAAGUAUGGAAAGAAUUCAUAGUCAUCCACUUUGGCUUUUUUCAAAUGAUCAAUAACCUGUACAUUUAAUGAUUAAUAAACAUGAUAAGUUUUUUGAGUGAUGCCCAAGUGUAAGGGACACAAUUAUAUUAAUAUAUGUAUGUACUUUAUAAGUUAAAAUUCUUUACAACAGACAGACAGACAUAGGACAAUUGGAAAAGCUAUUUUGAAUUUAAGCCUCAAGUAAACUUAAACCUGGUCAACAUAACUUACAAGUGUUAUGAAGUGAUUAAAAUGGUCGCAUGACAGGUUUAGAUAAUCACUAGGUGACACAAAAGAGUUUAAUAGAAAUGCAUUGAUAAUCUUUUUUACCAUGUGUUUACAUUUCCACUGUCACAUGA